This is a messenger RNA of Aspergillus fumigatus Af293, 498 nucleotides long. RefSeq names its product GPI anchored serine-threonine rich protein. The record is from RefSeq and is a predicted model, not a curated record. Lineage: Eukaryota; Fungi; Ascomycota; Eurotiomycetes; Eurotiales; Aspergillaceae.
AUGCGCUACUCCACCUCCGCAAUCACUCUUCUCCUCGCCUUGACCGGCUCCACUCUGGCGCAGCAGACAACCGCAGCACCAAGCACUGGCUCUUCAUCCACGAAGCAAUGCGCAGCCCAAAACAUCGUCGACGCCUGUCUUGAGUCCAUGAAGCCCCAGCUCGACGCCUGCGGCCCGAACGAUUGGAAAUGCCUCUGUGAACAGAGCAUCAAUGUUCUGACAUGCUACAACAACUGCCCCGGACACCCCGACAGCUUCGGCGCCGAACAGAGCAAAACGUCCUACUGCAAUGCGGCCCAGGCUUACUCGCCUUCGAGCACUUCGACGACCGGCACGGCUACCAGGGCGUCUUCUGCGACCCAGACAACGGAGACGGCGGCUACCACGACCACCACCUCGUCUGGAUUUUCCCCUACCCCGUCUGGUGCGGCUGCGGGGUUGGCUGUUGAGGGUGGAAGUGUGUUGGCUGCUAUCUUGGCUGGGUUUGUUGCCUUGUAA